AUGGCCAGCAACCCAGAAAUUCUGAAUGAGGAAGGCACGAUGGAGGCGGGUCUUAGUACCUCGUCGACUCUUUCCCAGCUCCCUCAUCUUUCAUCCUCAGAACAAUCCUCCAUUCAUCCCAACUCUCCGAAUAUGCCAUUUCGCCAGAAAGAUCACAAUCCCAGCCGCCGUCAAGAGGCUGCAUCAGACUCUAGCUCCGGGUCCGCUCUUUCGACUUUCUCCCAGGGAGCCAUAUCGUCUGGCUCAUCCGCUGGCUCGUCGCACUCCUCCUAUCCCAACGAAGAGAUUAGCAUCCCCCCCCACGCCACUAUUCUCCCUUCACCAUCCUUCAAGGAGCUUGAAGCAGCUCUCCAGACUAUCAAAGAGAAGCUCGCCGCAUCUGACUCCGCCUGCUCCCAAUAUCUCCUCGUUCUCGACAUCGACCAGGUCCUCUUCAAGAGGCUGGAAGAAGAACCAGAUGUCUUCCGAGGAGUGAGGGCAGCAAUCUACCACUACCGACGAAAGAUUCUGUAUAAGGUCAUGCCCGGUGACCAGCAUGAUCAGAUUGCGGGAAUGUUUGACUCAACUGUGGCAUUCUGUCUAUUCCAAAUGGGCCUUUUCCCCCAUCUGGGACACUGGGUGAACCGGCACUCAGCGAGGGUGCGCGGAAACUUUUGCAGCAAAGAACCAGACUCGUGGCUGGGGCCGUACGACUCGGUGAACAGCGUGGGAGAGCUCUGGCCCUCGCUGGCUCUCGAGAUCGGAGUUUCAGAGCCGUCCCAACAACUUCGCAACGACGCGAGAUGGUGGUACGCCAACUCAAAAUCAGCGAACGGGAAUGAGACUAAGCUAGUCGUCCUUAUUAAGACAACUAAGCAGCCAGCGUAUCGGGUGGACAUCGAGGUAUGGACUGAAGUACUAAACCCCCGACUAGGACCUACCACCCGGAAUCAACCAUCCUUCGUCCUCGACUGCACACAGCGUGUGCAAUAUACAAACAACACGGUGUACGGAGCGCCUGUUAUUCUCCCCUUUCACCUUGUGAUGAGAAGGCCACCUGGACCUGGAGAACAUGACAUACUCCUUGAUGAGCAGAUGAUCCGUGCAAUGUGUGCAGAGGUCAGGCUAUGA
Molecule: messenger RNA, 1110 nt
Organism: Penicillium riverlandense
Lineage: Eukaryota; Fungi; Ascomycota; Eurotiomycetes; Eurotiales; Aspergillaceae
Exons: 1
Coding region: 1-1110 (369 amino acids)
Source: RefSeq, a predicted model, not a curated record